Orcinus orca (killer whale) is the source of this 2748-nucleotide messenger RNA. It is a transcript of the gene LYVE1, whose product is annotated as lymphatic vessel endothelial hyaluronan receptor 1. Gene Ontology annotation, molecular function: transmembrane signaling receptor activity; hyaluronic acid binding. Gene Ontology annotation, biological process: cell adhesion. NCBI's taxonomy places the organism in Eukaryota, Metazoa, Chordata, Mammalia, Artiodactyla, Delphinidae. Bases 564 to 1469 code for a protein of 301 amino acids. The record is from RefSeq and is a predicted model, not a curated record. The transcript is spliced from 6 exons. Gene Ontology annotation, cellular component: plasma membrane.
UAUUGAGUGCCUACUAUGUGGCAGGCACUAUGCUAAGCAUUUUUAUUUGAAUUAACUCAUUUAACUUUCACCACCCUAUACAAUAGAUACUGUUAUUCUUUCAACUUUCUAAAUAUGGAAACUGAGGCUCCAAGAGAUGAAGUAACCAGCCUAAAUUCACAGAGCCAGCAAGUGACACAGGCUAGAUUCAAAUCCAGGUCUGACUUUAAAAGUCUACUUCCUUUAUUUAGUUUCUCUGCCAUGCAAGUUUUACUAUCUGACUCCUCUAGGAACUUCUGAGUAAGCCUGCCCCCCAAUGGUCAGAGAAGGUUCACUUUCUAUUAUACCGAGUGCAACAUUUUUCAGCCCAUCUCAGAAAUAGUGCUGUCCCCAACAGACAUUGGAGUAUUGUUCACUAUUCUGUUAACCAGAGCCCUGGAUUCUAUCUUUCUCAAAGUCUCAGACCCUUCAUUUUAUAGACUCCAUAAAGGUUUGCAGAAGCUGCAUCCCCUAGACUGCAGCCCAGGAACUGGUAGCCAAAGCCUCCACGUAAUGAACAAGGAACCUGAGUGCAGUGAGGGACGAUGGACUCGGACCUGGUGAGACAGCUUUCCAUCUCAGGACCAUGCAGAAUCAUGGGGGUCACUCUUGUGAACAAAAGGACACACCCGCAGCUGAAUUUCACAGAAGCCCAGGAGGCCUGUAGGCGCGUAGGACUAACUCUGGCCAGCAAAGAGCAGGUUGAAGCAGCAUGGAAAUCUGGCUUUGAGACCUGCAGCUAUGGAUGGGUUAAAAAUCAGUUCGUGGUCAUCCCUCGGAUUAUCCAGAACCCCAAGUGUGGGAAGAACGGAGUGGGCGUCCUGAUUUGGAGAAGUUCACUCAACCAGCGGCACAGGGCCUAUUGUCACAACUCAUCUGAUACCUGGGUUAACUCAUGCUUUCCAGAAAUUAUCACCACCGAUGAUCCCAUAUUCAACACGGAAACUGCAACAUACACAACAGAAGUGAUUGUCAGUGAGAGUACACACUCAGCGUUGUCUACUGAUGGACCUGAGUCUAUUACACCCACUGUGGCUCCUGCUCUGGCUUCCACCUCUAUUCCACGGAAAAGAAAAUUAAUUUGCAUAACGGAAGCUUUUAUGGAAACGAGCACCAUAUCUACAGAAACUGAAUCGUAUAUUGAAAAUAAAGCGGCAUUCAAGAAUGAACCUGUUGGGUUUGGAGGUGUUCCCACGACCCUGCUGGUGCUUGCACUCCUCUUCUUUGCUGCUGCAGCUGGCCUCGCGGUUUGCUACAUCAAAAGGUAUGUGAAGGCCUUCCCUUUUACAAACAAGAACCAGCAGAAGGAAAUGAUAGAAACUAAAGUAGUGAAGGAGGAGAAGGCCGAUGAUAGCAACCCUAAUGAGGAAUCAAAGAAAAUGGAUAAAAAACCCGAGGAACCCAAGAGUCAACCCAAAACCACAGUGAGAUGCCUGGAAGCUGAAGUUUAGAUGGAAGCUGAAAGAAAUAAGAGGACACACCUGAGGUUGUUUUCCUUCCUGAUACACAUCCUGGUCCCAGAUGGGGAGCCUAUAAAAGGUCCAAAGAACCAAACAAGCAAGUCUACCCUUGGUCCCUAACUAGAGUCAGCUCAGGGCUACCUUUGGACUCUGGAGUUCACCAAAGGGAAUUCCCUUUUCCUUAUUGCAAUCCUUUCUGGAUCCUACCCUCCUACCUCCAAAGCUUCCCACAACCUUUCUAGCCUGGUUAUGUGCUAAUAAUAUCCCAGUGGGAGAAAGGAGCUUGUGCAAAGCACCUGGACCUCAAACAGCUAAUCAGAACCUGUUUGUCAAGAGGCCUUUAGGCUACCUGAGAAUAGGUGAGCUGAGAGCCAAGAAACCAUUGAGAUCAAGGCUUUGUCUAUUGAUUGACUCUACAGCCCAGAUCCUUUCUUCAGCUCUGGAAAGGAAACACUUAUACCAUCUGGCAUGUCCUUCUGAGCCAGGCAAGAGAGAAAGAAGGAAGGAAAAGUUUAGCAGCUGAAGGACAUGGAGAUUCCCGUGACUUGAGACCUAAUCUCUGUAAAACCAAAAUAAAUAGAGAAAAAGGAUAAGACUGAGGAUAUUAGCAGCAUUUGUCAGUAGGGACUGUAAAUACAGACAGGGUCAAAGUGUUCAUCUCUGAAUAAUUCUAGUUGGAAUCACUUUUUAGAACUUAUACACACUUACUUUUCUCUCUCUCUCCUGCUGCUGCUAUUUUCUCUAGAAGAACAUACUUUCUAGGGAAAAGAAAGUAUAUUCUUUUCUCACCCCCCAAAAAAAAAUCUCUGAAAAAUUUCUAUUUUUAUCAAGUUAUAGAAAUUAUUACUGAAUAAAAUUACUGUGUUAAAAAGCAGUAAAAUUUAAUAAACAUUUGCUGAAUGCCUACUAUAUGUCAGGUACUGUGCAAGUUAUUACAUUCUAUAAUUGAAGAUUAUUAAUAAAAAAUUGCAUAUAGUAGAAUGUAUGAAGCUAAUUUUUUUCAGUGUUGAUAUCCCCAGCUUUCCACUUCCAAAACCAAUUUUUUUUUUGGCUGAGACUAAUCUACUCAUUAUUUUCUCGUGACUAUGGCAACAAUUAUAGCCUUAAUUUAUUAUUAACAUACCUAAAAAGUACAUCAUUACCUCUAUACACCAAAGUACAUUUUUUAGAUGUCGUUACCAAAUGUAUCACUAACUCUCCUUUUUCCAGCAAAAGGAGUCUGAGAGGUGCAGAAAUAUUUGUGCUGAAAAAAUAAAAGCAUUUAGAAAAU